AUCUGUUUUUCGCUUCUAGUUCUGAGUUUCCGCCUUUUGUGUUACGUCGCGCUUGCUUUCGAGGUGACAUCCCAGGAAUCUCAACCUCUCUUUUUCUGCACCGUUUGAUUUUUUCUCUCACACACAUGCGUGUAACGACCAGGGCAAGGCAACAGGUUCGAGGAAAUUCGUGCAUUUUCCACUUUUCUUCGAACAUACCGCGAUUCGCACAUCGAACAAGAAUGCGACAGCGCAAUGCAUCGGCGGCGCAAGCUCGCCGCACGACUUCUACCGUUUCGCGUUCCCUGUCGUUUUACAACGACUUGUUUCUCACUCACUUCAGCUCUGUUUCCUUCUACUGUGGAGCUCUGACACACUCGAGAGAUGCUGAAAUAGCCACAAAAAGCACGUAGUUCCACCGCAUAAAAGAACUUCAGUCCCUUCGUUUUGGACACCAGCAGCGUCCGUCAUACCAGACCUGUACCCGUGACUCUUUUGAAUGGGUUCCCACCAGAUUCAAGUUAUACUGUGAUUUCUUUGAAACAGAGUCUACCGCUUUUAGCGAAAUAUCGUCUCUUCCUGUUCGGUGCACUCAGCGGCUAAGCGUAGUUGCUCUUCGCAUUUCGUCUGCGUUCCUUCGGUUUGGCGAAAAAUGCUGGACACUUCGCAAGUGCCGCCUCCGAAGCCAUGGGAAAGAGUGUCGAGCCUGCCACGUGGCAAUGCGGAGAAACAAAUUGUUUCUCAAGUGGAAAAAUGUGAAACUGGCACACGAGGGAGAUCCUCUGUCUCUACAGGUUUGAUUGAACCAGCGACAAGCCAGUUAGACGUCGUUUCUUCGGUGAAAAGUGACGGUGCUGUCGCUGUAGUGGGGCCUGCAGACAUGGGUGGCGAAGGCGCCCAGACUGGUUACGACGUUGAUUCUUCACACCGAAGUUACAGUCGAGGUUUAACUGCUGUAGAUGCGUACAACAGCAACGCGAAUGUCUGGAAUGCAAGUCACUUGCAGAGAAACGCGGAGGUCUACGGCGGAAGUCACUAUUACACCCCUUCGCGAACAGGAAACUAUUACGGCAACCUAGGGUUUGGAACAUCGAAUCCUCUCUACGCUUCCUCGUAUGGAACGUAUCGGAACGGUCUCUCGCUCUCCCCGUAUUCUUCGUCUGCGUUGUAUUUCCCCUCUUCCUCAGUUGGGGGUUCGUCUGGCACUUCUGCAGUGCCUUUUUCGUAUUCCUUUUUGCAGGAGACUGCCGAGGGUUUAGGUCGCGUGUCUCUGCUGCUGGAUUUGAACGGUUGCUUUCUAGAUCGGCUCUGUGACCACAGCUCGAACUUGCUUUUUCGUCUGAACUCUCUUUCGGCCUCUUUUUCACAGCUGCGAACCUAUCUUUCGUCGACGGUGAAACACCGUUGUUCGCGUGCGUGUGAAGCUGUUUCCCACCUGAAAUCGAAAUGCCUUUUUCCCGACUUCCAAGACCCUUUUGCCCUCGCAGUCCCCGGCGCCUCCUCAGCGUUUUUGCCCGAUUCAACACCAGUUCCUCUCGAGAAACCUCCGAGCCUUCUACCCCGGUUCCUUUCCCGCUACGUAUGCGCCGUUUUGACCGUUGAAAGUUGGGAGAAGACCCGGAACUCCCGCGCCGCUUUGCUGCGCUUUCUCUCCCGCCGCAACGUCGUGCACUAUGCCUUCGUGGAGAAGCAAAACUUCCGGGGAACAACGCGAGAAAAGAGUGCAAAAAACCCCCAGCGUCCACUGACACAGAGAGGCAGGGACAGUCGCCGCGAUGCUUCUGUCCGCCGAAAAGAAAAAAGUGCAAAACGGGAGAGUCUGGGUGGCCGUCUGGGAAGCGGAGAGGAGCGGAUGCUUUGCGAACCCCCAGAAAAAGUGAACAACGCCCAAGAUCUGGACACGGAAAGACAGAGGAAACGAGGAAAAGAAGACCCGGAUGUGUGGGCCACAAGUCUACGACAAAGUCGAGACAUCCCGACGGGACAAGAUAUCCAGGAUGCACAGGAAGAAACUCGGAGACUCUGGAGAGAGUUGAGACAAACCAUCUUGGAACUCAGAAUUUACGGCAGCAUCUUUUUCAUCUUGUUUUUCCUCUUAACUCGCCGUCUGGGUAGCAGACUGGCCGCCGGCACCAGUGGACGGAAUUCUUUUGGACUUCUCUUGUCCACCCUGUUGACUACGACACUGUUGGGCGCGACUUUGAGGAUUUUUUCUUCGCUUAAAGACAGACGCAGUCGAAGAAAGCUGAAGGAGGACUUUGUGCAGCGCUUCAAACGACUGAUACAGUAUUUCUCUGUUUCUAAAAUCCCGAUGGGGUAGAGUUUUCAACUUGAACGGGUCGUGCCAGUUCAACAGGCGGUCGCGACAAGGAACCGUUCAAGAUAGCGUUCUGUUUUGUUUUCCAGUUGCUGUCUCGAGCCUUCUUUUGAACUGGAGAAAUUCUCUUUUUUCGACUGCUCAGCUUUUGCUCGUCGCACUCAUCAAACAACGCCGCGGCGACCUCUGCCUGCAUUUCUAUUUAUCACGAUAUCGCCCGGGACGGACGGAAACGGACGCAGACCUAAGUGGAACUUGGAACGCGAUCCGAGUUUCUUAGACGAAAAACGCAACGCCGAGACCCUCUGCCAAGAGGUUAGAGAAGUCUUUGCCGAGAAAAGCUUUAGACUCUCCGACAGUCCCCUCCAGCGUUGAGCCGAACCGGAGAGAUUUUGCACAAAAACUGCGAGAGGGUCAGAAAUUCAGUUU
Molecule: messenger RNA, 2725 nt
Organism: Toxoplasma gondii ME49
Lineage: Eukaryota; Apicomplexa; Conoidasida; Eucoccidiorida; Sarcocystidae
Exons: 3
Coding region: 632-2299 (555 amino acids)
Source: RefSeq, a predicted model, not a curated record